Dendronephthya gigantea is the source of this 1802-nucleotide messenger RNA. Its product is annotated as SOSS complex subunit C homolog. Gene Ontology annotation, cellular component: SOSS complex; nucleoplasm; nucleus. The transcript is spliced from 5 exons. Gene Ontology annotation, biological process: DNA repair. The record is from RefSeq and is a predicted model, not a curated record. The coding region runs from base 104 to 388 and encodes 94 amino acids. Lineage: Eukaryota; Metazoa; Cnidaria; Anthozoa; Malacalcyonacea; Nephtheidae.
CACCGCCAGUCACAGACAGGUAGUGGUCACAGGUCAAUAGACUAAGUUGUAUCUUGUUUGUAUGAAAAAUAUGAUGUAUGAUUGAUCGGGCAGCAAGUAAAAUAUGACGAGUCAAGGAGAAUUAAAUAAUAGAAAUAAAAUACUUCAAGAACUGAAUGAAAAGAAAAAACAGCUUGGGCAGCAGACAAGUGUGACAACUGUCCAGUCAUUACCAAGCCAUCCACCAAAAGUACAUGAGAGUCCUCGCCAUACCAGCGAAGCUCACUUGUUAGCUCAAAAACAUGCUCUUGAGUAUGCAAAUUCUAUUUCAUGGGGUUAUUUUAUCACACAAGAUUCUUUGCAUGGAAACUUGAUUUUGCCUGUGAUACCACGAUUUGAGCCUGACUGAACAAAGUUGUGAAAAGUGUAGAAUAUAGGCUGUUGUUACUUGUGGCUCCAUGAUUUGCAGCAUUACUGGUGGUUUUUGAAUAUAGAAGAUAACUGUCAGAUGCAUGGUGUAUGCAGUGCAACUCAGCAAGUAAUAUUAAACUUUGAAAUUGGAAUUAACAUUCAUCACCAGGUAGGUUAAAUAGGCUGAAGUCAUGCAUUGGAUUACGUUCUAUUGGACUUGCACUACAGAUGGAACUAUGUAAUCACAGUCAACAAUGAUAUAAUUCUCAAAGACAAAGCACAAAAAUAGAACUUUAUAAUAUGUUGGUAGUGGAAUUUUUGUUUUUUGCUUAUUUAUUUUCAAGAUCAACAUGAAGCAACAAGUAUUGUUUUGGUAUCAAUUGAUUGAUUGUAUUGAGGCACAGAAGCUUGUGUGAUGCUUGUACAAUAGCUGAGUUUUAUAUGUUUAGUUUACAAGCAAAGUCCUUGUGACACUUGGUUUGGUGCACUUUGACUUAGCGAUUUCGAGCCUAGUCUAAACACUGCAAUAAUUUGAGCCUGGAUUCAUCUAAACUCAUAUAAACUCAUAUAACAUCAACAUAUUUCGUAUCAGCGGAUGAACUUUUCAAUUGAUCUCUACUUUAGCAAAAUAGACUGCAUUCAGACUAAGUUCCCGACUCUGGGGCUUGUCUCAUUUUAGCGCCUAGGUUAAGGGGACGCCUUCACUCCCGUACCCCACAUACCAACUGUCUCCAAGCAUAACCACUAUGCCGUUCCAGUGACGCUUCUCGUCAAUGUGAUUGUUUAAUAAUUGACCAUCAUAGGUAAUGUUUUGUAAUUUUCUUAACAACCGAUAUCCUGAAACUUCUUGUUGCCAUCUUUUUGUCUCCGGAAGACAAUGGAGUUUGUGCCAAGGUCAGAUGAAGUCCACGCUUGGCUCUGUGGGUGCUGAAGCUGCCCACUGCUCUCUCUCAUCUCCCUCCACUAGUCCUCUCUCUCCUGUUCGAGUUGGCGGCUUUGAUAGCAUGCUUCCAUUUUCUGCGGUCGGCUGCCGUUUCCCCGCCUAUACUUGGUUCAUGUUUCCUGUCUUCAUGUUUCGUUUAGAAACGUCUUUGUAGCGAACAACAACUUUUCCUGCAGAGUGCAGGCGUGGAACCCGUGGCAAGCUCGUCGUAGAGCAUGUCCUCGGAGAUCUGCAGUCCUACGAGGUCCUCCAUGCUGACUGACGUCGCUAAGCCAACGUAAACGUCUUUGACUGAGCAGAGCUUGUUUGGGAUAUGGUCUUGCCAGAUGAUGCCCCUCUUGAAACUACGUCAUUUCUAACUACGUCACUGCCAUAAUGUCCUGAUCAAAAUCACACUAAGUCUAGAGCUCGCAAGCAAUGCAUAAUGAGGUACGACAAAGAAGCAGUUCAAAAACAAAAAGGAUGGCGU